Mercenaria mercenaria is the source of this 1116-nucleotide messenger RNA. RefSeq lists its product as uncharacterized. The transcript has 2 exons. The coding region runs from base 385 to 1116 and encodes 243 amino acids. Lineage: Eukaryota; Metazoa; Mollusca; Bivalvia; Venerida; Veneridae. The record is from RefSeq and is a predicted model, not a curated record.
AGUAGAAAAAAAGGACAAACUCUGUAAAACAAUACUUCGCUGGUUCGAAGUUGCAGAACAUUACCAUAAUUAUAAAGUAGACAAAAGAUGUAAAAAAAGACUUAAAUUCAUGUCUUUCAUCAUAAACUUCUAUUUCUGACCUCGAUACGAGAUUAACAACUUACCGGAAAUACUGCAACAAAUAUGGCGGACAAGAUGCAAUUUUCGAGUGACAGAUCUAGAUUUAUCUAAAUAUCUUAAUCCAGACAUAAAGUUACACGAAUUCCUUCCGAUAAAUUGACAGUACAGACAAUCAUCAAUGCAACAGUCGGUAAGCAACCAGAAACAGAAACAGACAAUGGCGAGCAAGAUAUCGAGACUAACAAAGAAGAGUCAGAAUCGGAGAUGUUAACAGAAAGUUUAGAUCAGAGUGAUCAGGAUGAAGCUUUGUUUGACAUACACAACUUUUUGCAUGAUGACCCUGUUGAGAAUAUUUUUGAUGACUCUGACGUUGAAAUAGAUUUGGGAAAUGAACUUGAAGAAAUCAUUGAUAUUGUGGAGGACGAUGAGUUAGAACCAUUGUAUCAAGGAGCAAGUGUAACUGUAGGAGCUUUAAUGCUUAUUGUUGCGUUAUUUGUCACCAAGCACAGUUUGAGCGGUGAUGGUAUUCAACAACUUUUAAGUAUAUUAGCGCUAAUCCUUCCACAAGGACACAAACUAUGUACUAGUGUUCAUGCCUUUAAGAUGUAUUUUCGUAAUCUAAAGAAUCCUCUUGUUAAACAUUUUUAUUGUGGCUACUGCCUGGGAUAUAUAAAAGACAACAAACAGAAAAUUUGUCCAUACACAUCAUGUAGAAAAUCACUGCCACAAAAAUUGGAGUACUUCCUGGAAAUGCCUGUGAAAAACCAACUGAAAAGACUUCUUUUGCAAAAAGAUUUUUAUUCUAACCUUCAGUGCAGAUUUUCGUCAGACCACAACAACUACACGGAUAUAUACAGUGGCAAAUUAUACAAGACCUACUUUGACUAUGGUGGUCCACUUAGCAAUCCUGACAACAUUUCUUUUACAUUUAAUACAGAUGGUGCGUCUGUUUUUAAAAGUAGUAAUAUGUCUGUAUGGACUUAUUUUAAUUGGUAA